CUCUCGUAGGAAACCAUAUAAAACAAUAUAAACAAAAAGUUUUAAAGCGGUAUUAAAAUUAAAAAAAGAGGCGAAUUUCAUGGAAGACGAUCAAUUAAAAGAUGCCGAGCAAGACAUACAAAUUACAAAACAGCUAUUAAAAUCUAAAAGCGGAGAAUUUGAUAUAGAAAGUAUUCAUCAUAUUUCUUUAACACAUUAUGGAAUAGAAGACCUAGGGUGCAUUGGAGAAUGCUCAGCACUGCAGAAGUUGGAUUUAUCCUUUAAUGAUAUCACUAAACUUUUUUCUCUGUCAAGCUUAAUCAACUUACAAUAUUUGAAUAUAUCUGCGAACCGAAUAAGCAGCUUAGAAGGAUUGCAGAGCUUAGAUAAUUUAUGCUACCUUAAUGCUUCAGGUAACUUAAUAAACAGUAUACAAUCGUUAAGAUGUUUGAGCUAUUUGGAAAAAUUAAAGGAACUUAGACUUAUUGAUAAGAUGAAUGAAUUGACAAAUCCUGUUUGCCUGAAUAACUCUUAUAGUUCUGACGUAAAGGAAAUUCUGCCUAGUUUAACAGCUUUAGACGGUGAAAGGAUUAAAGGGAAAGGUAGCGAAGUUUUCGAUUUAUUUAGAGACGUUGAAAGUCUAUUAGAAGAACGGGAGCGCUUACGUUGUAAUAUGACAGGACUCUGUCUGGAAGAAAACGGACCUUGGUUGCCUGAAAUUGAGGAGAAUAUGCAAUUAAUUCCAAGCCAUUCAUUAUUAUUUGAUGCUGAAGAAGAUCUAGAAAGUUUAUUGAAGCAAUGCCGCGUAGUCUGUGACAAGGCUAGUUCUAGAAUAAAUGAGGUCUAUGGACUGAAUUCUGACUAA
Messenger RNA from Dimorphilus gyrociliatus, 844 nucleotides. The record is from the annotation of a GenBank genome assembly. Lineage: Eukaryota; Metazoa; Annelida; Polychaeta; Dinophilidae.